CUGGAGGUGCGGAGAAGAUUCCAAUUGUCAUGCUUGGUUGACUACAGGAGGUCUUGGGUUUGAAGUAGCCAACCGAAACAAGAACCUCAAAUCAGGGCUUUUCUGAUUGAUCACUUUGUUGGGGUUGCAGACCUCACCAGGAUGGAAACACAAUUUGUAAGAAUCUUACGUGUGGAUCCUCAGGAAGAGUGGGGUUCCAAUCUUCCGUGCGCUCUGGAGGCAGAUCGGACAUGCACGACAAGGAUGCAGGUGUUACAACCAAUCUUGGACCUCCGUGUUUAAAGCGUGGAGUACCAUCUCUCAGAUGGGAUGCCGAACUGCGGGUGUUUCUGUUUCCCAGUCCAAGCGGAGGUAUAGGAUCCAAAAUCAGCCAUUAUUCGAGGGUCAGCAUGCAUUUCAAGCCAUUUCACGGGUGGGCAUGCAUUGCUGUGUUGUUCAGACUUUGCUGGUGGGAUCAGGGCAGUCAAGAUCCGAUAUGGAUAUGAGUAUGUCAGCAAAAGCAGUGGACCUGAGUGUUGCAGUUGAGAUUUUUUUGCGUAAUAGUAAUUGUUGUCAAACAAAUUACCUUGUUCCAACUUCCAUCGCCAAAAGUUUCUGAGCCAGAUAGCGCUAGCCUCAGGGUCGUUUGGAGUCCCAACACCGUCCGUCGUUUGGUCUCAUCAUGUCUUAUCAGACUGCUGUCUUUUUCAACAUCAAAGAAGGCUGCUCCGGUUUUUCGUUUCAGGAGCAGCUCAGGUUGGCCGGUCUUACACAGCCCAUAGCCCUGCAGUCCCUGCAGUUCCAUUCCUGUCACAUCGUCAGACCGUCCACGACCUUCAAUCCUUCACCUCGAGUGCUUGGAUUGCUCCCCCAACUUGCCCAGUGAUGAGCUGCCUGAAGAUCAAAAUAUGUUUGCCUCGGUCUCCAAGAUGAGCUGCCUCUAUGAUGAAGACAUCUUCCUUUGCCCAUCUCGAAGGACCCAAGAGUGACCUGACUGUCUUUGAUUUCCACCUCUCGUUCUCAGUUGACAAAAGCUCUCUAGUUCGGUUUGCCACCUGGCACUCGCAAUUGGCAAUCUCACCUUCAAGUUACCUUCCACUUCAUGAGUUCCAUUAGGGUCUCCAGUCCCCCACGUAUGCGAGACGUUUGCUAUGACCAGCUCCUCGGUUGCUGGGGACGUAUGUUUUUGCUCGUCCGCAAAUGCCAGAGCUCAGAGCUUCAAUAUGCGAGAAUCCAUUUGGAUUGGUCUCGAGGUUGGUUUGGAAACGGCUCCUUUUUCGCGGAAGACUGAAGACUUGGAAGACUUUGAGAUGGAUGUGGAAAAUCAACUUCUGGAAACCUUUAGAUCUUGGACUCCUCUACCCCCUCACAGCCACCGUGCCAGUAAGCCCUGCGUUCUCUUGAAGUGGGUCCCAGGAAAAGUAAGUAAUUACUUCAGAAGGGAUGUUGUUGGAGUAACUUGUGACUACAGAGGGGGCUUUGGUUCUCUCUAGGAUAGAUGCUUUCUGUGUCGAGGAGGGCCGCUUCAGCUUUGCCGUACCAAGGACAACUCCACCUGGAGCUUGAUGUGAGCUCGGCUCUUGUAGCUAUAGGCUGUUUACUGGAGCCUGGCUGACCGGAAAACAACCCCGUAAGCACUUCUUGUUUUUCUUUUUGCACUGCCUGG
Durusdinium trenchii is the source of this 1645-nucleotide messenger RNA. Lineage: Eukaryota; Dinophyceae; Suessiales; Symbiodiniaceae. The record is from the annotation of a GenBank genome assembly.